AAGUAUAUAUGUAUUAUUAUUAUUAUGUACCGAAGUUUGUUUUAGUUAUUAUAAAUGUUUCACAACGCAUAUGGGUUAUGCUACGUCCACGUUUUUGGUAUGUCGUCGUGCUAUGGGUGCACAUCCAAGAUAACAGAGAACUGAUUCUCAGCUGUUCUGGUUACUGCAAUGAAUGGUAACACUAUCCAUCAGGCUACGACCACAGCUUCGGUUUCAGCGCCUCGUGGCUGGAGGGAGUUCUGCGAGUUGCAUGCCAUUGCCACGGCCCGAGAACUAGCCAACCACUACUGGAACUUUGCCAGGGAGUGGCCAGUGCACGAUGUCGUCCCACCAGACAGCUUCUCCAAGCAGUUCAAUGAGCUGUUCCAGCAGCACUUCCACAGUGAGGUGGCCAAAGAACUCCCUGUAUCGACCCCUCCCCCCCUUCCCCCUCCCCCCAUGAUGGGCCGGCUCCGCAUCACCACCACCUCCGGGGCACUGGACUACAGGGAGGCGGGCCGGCCUGGCGUGCUGGCCCCAAAGACGGAGCCCGUGCCGACGAGCCGGGAGCAGGGGAACCCCAUCCGGUGCUCGGCAGCCAACCCGGUGCUACGAGCUCGAGCUCCCAUCCGGAGCCGCAGCCAGGAGGAGGUGUCUGUGUCGGAGGGGCGGCCUGCAUCUGAACGGUACACCCCCACCUCGACUUCCUUCUCCACUGCUGCUGAAGUUACGCACUUCUCUGUCAGCCAGAUCAGGAAAAGCGUGUGCCGUCUCUUUAAGAAGCGCCCGCCGCCCCUUCAGGACCUGCAGCCCAGCAGGCCGGUGGACAGGGGAAUGGGUGGGGCACUGGAGGAAGUGACGGCCUUAUCGUCGUCAGCGCUGUCUGGGAACCCCUCCCACGAGACCACGCCCUCUGCCUUCCCCACGUUGACGGCGAGCCACUUCCUAGAACGGCUGAAUAGCAGGUUUGUCCGUAGGCAGAGUGGGAAGCGCAGGCCGCAGGCUGCAAGCAGCUGCAAGGAGGGCCAGCUGAAGUACCUGGUGGUUGACGACACUAUCUCGGACACACAGCAUCGCUGGCAGCGCUGCCGCCUGCUUGUGAGGAAGAUCAGAGAGGGCCUGGCAGGAGAGAGGUUCCAGCUGGAGCUCUACGACCCCCCCAAGGGCUCCAGUCCUAAACUGACAGCACCUUGCUCAGACAUCCUGGAGAUCCGCCGCUGCAACUGUCUGGAGAUGCCUGACAACACAAACACGUUUGUUCUAAAGGUUAAUCACUAUCCAGGUAGUCUCAUAUUUGAGACCGACAAUGACCAACAGGUCAGCUCCUGGACAACAGAAAUUAAAGAAUGGAUAAACAACAGGUCUGGAAGCGGGGAUUUGGAAUGUCUAACCUACCCUAUGGACAAUGCUGCGACGGCCAACCGGAGAGGGAGCUCCGAGUCAGGGAGUCAGGGCUCUGCGACCUUUGCCCUCUCGGAGCAGGUGUACCAUAAGACUGACCACUUCCUGUGUUUGUACCCCUGGUUCCACGGCCCCAUCUCGCGGGUCAAGGCUGCCCACCUGGUCCAGAACUCGGGCCUGGAGGGCCACGGAGUCUUCCUGGUGAGGCAGAGUGAGACCCGCCGCGGAGACUAUGUCCUCACCUUCAACUACCAGGGCAAGGCCAAGCACCUGCGUCUGUCUCUAACAGAGUGUGGUCAGUGUAGGGUGCAGCAUCUGCGCUUCCCCUCCGUCAUGGACAUGCUCAGUCACUUCCGCCUCUACCCCAUACCCCUGGAGUGUGUCGCUGCCUGCGACGUCACCCUCACCAGCUUUGUGGUGACCAAUUCUACCGCACAAGGUCAGAGUUCAUCCGCUGUCCUGGUUCCAUUCUCCCUGCACCGCUGGAGCUCCGAACCCAGCCUAGCCCACUGCAGCCCCAGCCUGCUCCCCUCUCCAGACCCCCUGCCCCAGCCCAGGCUCCCUCUCCUACGCCCUGCUCCCUUCCCAGACCUUUCCACCUCGGGUCCCCUGCGUCGGAGCGAGUCUGUGGGCCGCAGACCUCUGCUGCGUCACCCCAACCCCCACCCACCCCUCACUCAACGGGACUCCGACUACGAACUGGAGCCAGACAGAGGCCGCAAGCGGGCCAUCGACAACCAGUACAUGUUCCUCUAACCGGGGCCACAAGCGGUCCAUCAACAACCAGUACAUGUUCCUCUAACUGGUGGACCCCCGGUCACAGCCGACCCAGUGGUGGCUCUGAGACUCCAAACGAGCGAAGGACAGACUCAUGAGUGAACGUGUAUGCCACAGUGGAGGUCUGUCUCGUGGGGUGGAUGUCAGAGGUCCGACCCGAGUGUCCAUUGUGAAUGUAUUUUUAGGAAAGUGUCUAAUCUUGUUAUGAUUGUCAUUUUCUGAAGCGGCUGUCGUGGUCCUUCUAAGGGACGUUGCUACAUGGGAGUGAGUGGCGCUGGUGUGGAAGGUCUUCCCUCAGUCCCUCCCUUCACACAUACACACUCCAUUUUAAAGUGUAUUCUAAUGUUCUUUGAUACGCUGUGUAUUAGUGUAUCUCAAAUGCACACAUUGUGUACUUUUAAACACUGUGUAUUUUAGGACGCAGACUAUUUUUGUAGGAAUAUAUGAAGGUGUUGAAAAAUAAAUAAAAAAAACCUUAACUGUGA
Molecule: messenger RNA, 2642 nt
Organism: Salvelinus namaycush (lake trout)
Lineage: Eukaryota; Metazoa; Chordata; Actinopteri; Salmoniformes; Salmonidae
Product: SH2B adapter protein 3-like
Exons: 8
Coding region: 169-2136 (655 amino acids)
Biological process (GO): intracellular signal transduction
Cellular component (GO): plasma membrane
Molecular function (GO): transmembrane receptor protein tyrosine kinase adaptor activity
Source: RefSeq, a predicted model, not a curated record